GCCACACAAUCCGCAUCAGCCGCUCUCGCCAUCUUCCGUCGCUCUGCCACCGACUUCGACGACAUUCACGCCACGGCUUGUCUGCGGCAAGUCGCUCUCUUCUGGACAAGAGCACAGAGGGCAGAGGAUGCUUUGGGACUCCAGGUCAUCAAUGCAUGGUCACUGGCCAAGUUGCAGGAGGCGCAGGCUGCGAUACCCAGGGAGUUUGAGGAGGCUCUUUGCUCUGCCGUCGAGAGGCGGAGGUCGGAGUUCAGUGCCCGACAUUUGGCCACGGUCCUCUGGUCCUUUGCCAAAGCCCCGGCUGGAAGAUUGGACACAGUGGCAUCGCUGGCGACAGAGGUCCCACGUCUCUUGCCGGACAUGUCUGCACAGGGCCUGGCGAACUGUUUCUUUGCCUUGGCCAGCUUUCGGUCGACGAAGGCCUUGGAGCUCUUGGCCUCCGAGGCACUGAGACGUCGCCCAGCACUGCAACCCAAAGAUUUGUCGUCUCUGAUCUGGUCCGCUGGGACCUUGGCCGCCCGCCACGCGGCCCUGGCUCGCGGACUGCUUCCAGAGAGCCGGUCACGGCGGAAGGAGUUUUCCACGAGGCAACUUGCCAACAUGGCGUGGGCUUUUGCGACAAUCGACCCCGAAGCAUGGGCCGAAGAUGUUCAAACGCUGGUCGACGAGGCAUUUGGCCGGCAGCUGCCUGCCAGAGACCUGCCAAACCUUUGCUGGGCACUGGCGGCCAUCCGCGGCUCCCCGGGCCCAGCCGUGGCAGCACUGAGCCCAGAUCGACUCGGGGAGCUGUCUCCCGCUGUCCUGCCCGGAAUCUGCUGGGCCCUCGCGGCUGUCGCCGCCCCGGCGGCGGCGGAGGUGCUCGGAUCGGCUGUGCCACACAGCGAAGAUUGCAGUGCCUCCGGCAUCGCUCGGCUGCUGUGGUGUUUGGCCAAGCUGCAGGAGGCAGCCCAGCCUGUUUGGAGAACCGCGGAUGCAGUGCGAACGGCCUCUCGCCGAGUUACUGAGUUCAACACGCUCGACGUCAGGAGCGUGGCUUGGGCAGCCGCGAAGCUCGAAACGGCUGCCAAGAGCCUCGCUGAGCUGCUUGUGGCCCGGGUGCCCCAUGCAGAGUGGCCUGGCAGCUGCCUGGUGCAGGUCGCGUGGGCGGCCGCGCGGCUCGGCGUUUUCGACACGCACGCGGCCGGAGCCCUGUCCGCGACAGAUCCUUCGACGCUGCGUGCGCAGGAUGUCGCUCUAAGUGCCUGGACCUUGGCGACGUGGGGUUACGAAGGCUCCGAAGGAGGCCUCGUUCAGUUCGCAGCGGCCGCGGCGCAAAGGGCCGAGGAGUUUGCAGCCCGAGAUGUCGCCAACGUCGCCUGGGCCAUGGCAUCGCAAGCUCUCAUCGACGAACCAGCAAUCGUCGCGCUGGCGGCGAGGGCGCAAAGGACCAUGUCAGAGAUGGAGCUCCAACAUUUGUGCAAUCUUCUUUGGGCCUUUGCCACCUUCUCGUGGCAACGGACCCCCGGGCCGACCAUGCUCCGUGGGCUCUCUGCGGCCUUACUUCGCCGGAGGCCCAGCGAGUUUGAGCACCGCGGGCUAGCAGCGACUUCCUGGGCCUUGGCGGAUGCUCUGCAGUUGCCAAUGCCUCCGAGUCGUCGCUGA
Messenger RNA from Symbiodinium sp. CCMP2456, 1641 nucleotides. The record is from the annotation of a GenBank genome assembly. NCBI's taxonomy places the organism in Eukaryota, Dinophyceae, Suessiales, Symbiodiniaceae.